GUGGCGGGCAGGCUCCGGCCGCGGCCCCGCAGCUCCUCGCCGAGGCGGCGCGGCCUCCGCUCCCUCCUUCCUCGCCUCGGUCGCUGCCCGGCCCCGGCGCGAUGUCGGGCGGCGCGGCGAGCGCCCCUAAGCCGCUCCCUUCCUCCGGGCCCAAGUCGCUGCGGGAGAUGCCGCAUCCCCUGGCCACAUCCAGCAGCGAGGAGAUGGGGCCGGCGCUCACCCCCAGCCCCGACCUGCUCCUGCCCCGCAGCAUCGCCGACAAGGAUCUCAGCCUGCCCAAUGGCACACCUGUGGAUACUUCUAGCCCAGCCUCCUCCUCAUCUCUCCUCAACAGACUGCAGCUGGAUGAUGACUUGGAUGUGGAAACUAGAGACCUCUUUGUUACUGUUGAUGAUCCCAAAAAACAUGUGUGCACAAUGGAGACAUAUAUUACAUACAGGGUUACAACAAAGACCACACGAGCAGAGUUUGAUUUGCCAGAGUAUUCUGUCCGUCGGCGGUACCAAGACUUCGACUGGUUGAGAAACAAGCUGGAAGAGUCGCAGCCAACGCAUCUUAUUCCCCCUCUUCCUGAAAAAUUUGUGGUGAAGGGUGUUGUUGAUCGCUUUUCGGAAGAGUUUGUGGAGACAAGGAGGAAAGCAUUAGACAAGUUCUUGAAGAGAAUAACUGAUCACCCAGUGCUGUCUUUUAAUGAGCACUUCAAUGUCUUUCUCACAGCUAAGGAUCUUAAUGCCUACAAAAAGCAAGGAAUGGCUUUGUUGUCCAAGAUGGGGGAGUCUGUCAAAUACGUAACAGGAGGCUACAAAUUAAGAACUCGGCCACUGGAGUUUGCAGCCAUUGGGGAUUAUCUGGACACAUUCUCUCUAAAGCUUGGUACCAUUGACAGAAUAGCACAACGGAUCAUCAAGGAGCAGUUGGAAUACUUGGUGGAACUACGAGAAUAUGGACCUGUUUAUUCAACCUGGGGAGGGCUGGAGGUUGACCUAUCAGAGCCACUGGAAGGAGUGUCUGCCUGUAUUGGGAAUUGCUGUACUGCUCUUGAAGAACUCAGUGAGGACAUGACAGAAGACUUCCUGCCUGUACUUAGGGAAUAUAUAUUGUAUGCUGAGUCAAUGAAGAAUGUUUUGAAGAAGAGGGACCAAGUUCAAGCGGAGUAUGAAGCAAAACUGGAAGCAGUAGCCUUGAAAAGAGAAGACCGUCCAAAGGUACCUGCAGAUGUUGAGAAAUGUCAAGACCGAGUAGAGUGUUUCAAUGCUGACCUGAAAGCAGAUAUGGAGAGAUGGCAGAACAACAAAAGACAAGACUUUAGGCAGCUACUUAUGGGGAUGGCAGAUAAAAACAUCCAGUACUACGAGAAGUGCCUUACGGCGUGGGAGUCAAUUAUACCACUAUUGCAAGACAAGCCAGAGACCAAAUAAGAAGUAUCUUCAUGGACAGUCUUAGCACUUCUGUGCUCAGUACCACUAGGCAUACUGGAACUGUAUGGAGGACUCUUUUUGUUAAGUUAACUGAAAUGACAGCUGCACUUAGUUUUUCAGAGUAUCUGUUCCAGCUGAUUUGAAUUUUUUUUUCCUCAAUUUUUGUGUUUAAAUUGGGGUAUGUUUCAUCUUUUUGAGUUAUCUUGAAUGGUUCCUUCUUUAUUCUAUGGAGUGAUUGGGGUUCAUAGAGAAAGUGCAUGGGGAUCUUGAUAAAAUUUACCUCUCUAGUCUGGAAGGAGCUGAUGAGUGGAACACUAAAAAGGUGAAAAUAAAACUCUACUGCAAGGUGCCAAAUGACAUCUUUAUUACCAUUUAUUUUGUUUGCUUAAAAAAAAUCAGUUCGUAAUUAUUUCUGUGAUACAGUACUCCCUAACCAAUCCUUAUCCUUUUUUUUUUUUUUUUUUGAAUGGAAAAUGAAAGGCUGGGAAAGAAUAUUUUCUGUUUUGCUACCACCCAUUGCUCCCUCUGGAUGAAAUGGUCUCUGUAGACUUUUCUUUCUGGGAGUCGGGCUGGUUCUUGAUAGACGAUACAACACCAGCUACAGAUAGCUGGUGACUGGAAGCAUGAACUGUGGUUUUUGUGAGUGUGGCAUGCUGUUGGUUCAUACUGAGUAUCUUUGUUUACCUUGGUGAUUAUGAAGUAAUGUCAGUUGACUGAAGUGUACUUGUGACUGACUUGGGGAUCAAAACCAGCCUAGCUGCAGGAAUGAGUUGGACUGCGGCCUUUCAGGGGUUGUGGGAAUGGGGGAGGAGGUAUGAGUCUUGAAUUUUCCCAAGCUAGCUCUGGAAGUUGCGUGGUGGAGAUCUCUUACAUCAUGCUUUAUAUAUGGGUUUUAAUAGAGCCACUUUAGGCUUGGUCACCUAAGACGCCUGCUGCAGUAAAAGGAGGACUCUUUUCUUUCCCCAUGCUUUCUUUGCAGCAGCCAAAAGGUGUCCAAUGCUUCCUUCCACCAAGCAUCAGAGUGUGUGAAACUUGCCUUAAAUGGGUUGGUGGGGGAUAGAUGGGUACCCUAUUAGGUACACCUAGUGUUCAUACCUCUCUCUGCUGAACCACAUGGCAAGUCUUUUAGGACUACUUUUGUUACAGGUCUAUUUUCUUAGUAGUUUCUGUUGGCCUUUAGAAUUGCAGCUGCUUCUGCAAGUCCCUUUUUUGUCCUUGCUCUUGCAGUCCAACCUCAAGUAAAUGCCUGCUUGGUAUUAAUGGCCUUAGAAAUGCUGACGUAAUUUAAACAUCCUAGUGAGGGGAGUUGGGACUCAUAUGAGUGUAAUACUGGGAUUUAGGGCAAUAAAUAACUCUGUGCUUACUGCUAAGUUGGAGUGAUUACUUGUUCUCUGGCAACGUUCUUGCAAAGAAUGUGAGCAGUGAUUGAUUUUGUGCAACUUCUCUGUUCUCUUGUAACAACCCACAGGUACUAGUCUGAUUUGGAAAUUAUUCCUUCAUAAACACCAACUGAACAUGCAGCCACCCUUCUCAGCCUGGUGGCUUUAUGGAACUCCUAAGAUGAGUUACUGCAGCACUGUGGUAGCUGUCAGGUUAAUGAGAUGGUGCUCUCUGCUUGAAGAAGUACAAUAUAAGACAUUAUAAAAAAUAGGCCACCAUAGCUCUGUGGUACUAAACAAACUAUGUUUCUUGUUUUAAGAUCAGUUUGUCAAUAUGCACUUUUUGGUGUAAAUGAGAACUCUGGUUUAAAUUACUGUUAGAUUGAGAAUCACAGACUUCUCUUGUUCAGGGGAAGUACUUAAGCAGAUCAUCUUGAAGCAAUCUAGAAUAAGCACUUGCAUAGUGUCUAACAGUCAGGGUUACAGUCUUCCCUGUUUUCCACAAAGAAAGAUCAACAUGCUUUUUGAAUUCAAAAGGAAAAUGGAAUAAAUGGAAUUUUGUAGUUGAUUCUACAACAUCACUGGAUCUCAAGCAAAAUAUAUUUCCCAGUCUUCCCACCAUCUUAUUAAACAGCACAAGAUGAGUAGAAAGAAUGGCAAUUUUUUUUCCUACAGGUAGUUUCAUCUGAUGCCUUACAACACUAAGGGACUUCCUACUUUGCUUUAUGUCAAACUGAAGUGGGUGUUUCUUCUGAAGAAUUCAGCAAUUAACAUCACAGCUGGUCAUGAGAAGCAUAAUGGACAGUGGAGAGUACCAAGUGAAGUUCAAAUCAGCAUGUAACUGUUGAGGCUGGAACUGCUGAAGAUCGAGAUAACUUAUGUGAUCAGGACCAAAACUUCUUGAGCUCUUACAAGGGAAGUAAAACUUGACAUUCAAAGGAGAAGUUCUCUGCCAGAAUUCCUGCAGUGUAAUAAGGGUGUGCAUAGGUGGGUUUCAGUUCUUACAGGCUGUGGAGUGGUCUGUUCUUAUGAAGACCUGUUGUAAAUCACAAGGUAACUGAGGGAGAGGCUGUGGGGAGGAUUCCAACUGUGAUGUUUAAGGCAGCCAUGCUAGUCAAGAAAACUACAAAAGUUACAGGAAACUCCUGUAAGAUUCCUGCAGAGUGACACUUGUAUCACAUAACUGCUGUUAUAAGGAGAUUUGAGUCCUGAAAUGACAGUGAAACUCUUAAUAUGUUAUCCUGUAAUCCUUAUAGAAUAUAAGUCUUUACUUUGGUCCACACUUCCAUGAGAGAAACAGAAGAUGUUGGUAAAGAGAAAAAGGAAUAGUGCAAGAGCUUCAUCUUUGAGUGACUUGUUGAGUGUUAAGUCACUGAUGAUGACUCUCUCUGCAUGUGCACCAAAAUGACACCAAAAGUAGCUGGUGCCCUUUUUAUGAGCCUAUUUAACAUGUGGUUCUUUCAGCAGUCCUUAAAUCAGCCCAGUUUUCCCCAUAAUCCAUAGCUAGGGCAGGGCCCUCUCAGCGGAUGCAUAAUUCACUGCUGCCCAGUUACUUCUGUAUAGCUUCUGUGGUGUUUGUUUCUUCUCUUAAGUGGCACCAGCACAAUGAAGCAGGCACUGAGAUCUUGUUUCUAUGCUCAGUAAUGAACCAUGCAUUGUUCAUGUAUACCUUUAUCAGGUUCUAAAUCUUGCAAUAAACAUAGAUGUCAAAACAUCAUGGCUUUUUCAGGUAUACACUGAAAAAUGAAAAGGUAAUAUGUGUAGCUAUAAAGACACAAACAGUUUUGUUGUGAGUUGUAUUAAAGAAUAAAGUAUUCUUCACUGAAAUCUGCUUGGAUUUUUGCUGCACGAAAAUUUGUGCUAAGGAUAAAAUAGUGGCAUAACUGAUAGAAACAAAGCAUGAGUGGCAAAGACAGUUCUGUGGAGGCACUGUGUAGUAGCCUUGAAGCAGUGGCUCUGUAUAGUCUGUUCAUGACACUUAUUUCUUCAGGUGUCAGUCCUGCAGAUGCAUGGGUACAAAAGAAUUCUUUCCCAGAUAGCAGGGACUGUUCAUUAUAUUAAGAGGAGCUAUGCUUUUGUUAAAACUUGCACAAUUUAACUGGAUAUCCUUAUGAUUAUUGUUGCAGACUGUUGAAAAUCCUUGUCCUGAUUACUACUGAAAAAAAUUGUAUAGACUAAAUUAGCUCAUUAGAUGUUCUAUCAUCUUAAUUCUGAAGGUAGAACAUUCUUUCCUUGGGUCUGUUAACUUUUAUUACAACAAUACAUAGGGAAAAUCAGGACUUUUUUUUAAAGACAGGCAAGUUGCUACUACUUGUUGAACUUUUUUUUUCCUCUUGUGAAGUAAAACUGGGAAUCACAGGAAUAAACUUGCCUUCUGUCAGACUGAAUGUGGCAUUUAAAACUUUUUGGGAGCGCUGUUGAACCAAUUUACGAACUAAAACGGCAGUGCUUAUUUCUGUGCUUAGCACUUGAAAAUCUUGAUGAAGUAUCUGACUUGUAGAAGUACUUCGUAAUGAACUGGACAAGUUUUAAGGUUGCAUACCUAAAACACAAUAAAUUUGCUAAUAAUAAUGAGCUUUCCAAAGAAGUGUAAGUAGAUCACCCUUAUGUAAAUGGCAUGCUAAGACAAGGCUAGUCACUGUCCUAGACUACUUUGAAGGUCUUUAUAUCCUAUGCUUUAAAGCUAAACCGUUUCCUUAACCCAGGUGCUGGGAUCCAUACCUUCAGAUCAAGCUGCAGCAUUGUGGCCUGUGCAAUGUUCCCACUGCACAAGGAGACAAGUUGCUGAGGGCCAGUCUUACAAUAAGAGCCAAAGGGCUUUUGUCUACAGUACACAUAAAUAAGGAAGCAUCGUCCUUUCUCUCACUUCUCUGUGCCUGUAUCCCUCUGUCCCUCCCUAAGGUCUGGAGAGUUGUGCCAUGCAGAUGAAGGCAAGCUGGCUGUGAGCUUCACACACUGUGUUGAAGGUGUCAGUGAUGGAGACCAAAUGGUGCUGGUUCCUUGCAGAUUCUUCUGCUUCCACUCUAUAAAUCCGCUUACCACAACUAGAGUCACUGUUCAUACCAUUAAAACACAGAAUGAAAGCUGUGAAAAGAUUUGUCUCUGUGUGAAUUAGCUUGUAAACGAUGUAAAAAUGGGAAGGAGGCUUUUGUUUCCUGUACUUGGUCAAAUCUGGCAACUAUGCUCUUGUUCAGAUUUGCAGGCUAGGAAAUGUUGUCUUGCCUUCUGGUGCUGGCAUGUUUCUAUACCCUUUCAUAUAUCUCUUGAAAUAUACUUUGUGCAUUGUUUACUAUGGAGCUAGUAUUGAUGGAGAAAAAUGCUUUGAGGUAAAACUGUUUGUAAUUCUCUAUUACUGUGUACAUUUUUUUAAAAUGCAGCAUUUGUUUACCUCAAUUAAUUUAAUGGAAUGGACCAAUAAAUGUAUUGAAAGAUUAUUCCUUUACUUAGAAUAAAGUUUCAUUUUUUUGCAGUCUUCA
Molecule: messenger RNA, 6273 nt
Organism: Lonchura striata (white-rumped munia)
Lineage: Eukaryota; Metazoa; Chordata; Aves; Passeriformes; Estrildidae
Gene: SNX30
Product: sorting nexin family member 30
Biological process (GO): protein transport; piecemeal microautophagy of the nucleus; endocytic recycling
Cellular component (GO): cytoplasm; early endosome; phagophore assembly site
Molecular function (GO): phosphatidylinositol binding; protein binding
Source: RefSeq, a predicted model, not a curated record